Molecule: messenger RNA, 4308 nt
Organism: Bolinopsis microptera
Lineage: Eukaryota; Metazoa; Ctenophora; Tentaculata; Lobata; Bolinopsidae
Product: exportin-4-like
Exons: 23
Coding region: 39-3278 (1079 amino acids)
Biological process (GO): protein export from nucleus
Cellular component (GO): cytoplasm; nuclear pore
Molecular function (GO): nuclear export signal receptor activity; small GTPase binding
Source: RefSeq, a predicted model, not a curated record
AGAGGGUGCUAGCUGAGCUACAAGAGGCCGCUAGGCUUAUGAAUGCACCUGCCGUCAACCAAGAGCAGCGGAAACAGGCCGAAUCGUUACUCCUUAAGUUCAAGAAGUCGGAUAAACCCUAUCCUAUCUGCAAGAGUAUUUUAGAGAAUACAGACGACCCUUAUCUCCACUUUCUAGCGUCUUCCACUCUGAAGGAGGGAGUGAUGAGAGAAUGGGCUUUACUUGGAGAAAACGAGAUUGAUCAACUCCGAGAUUAUCUGCUAAACUACGCCCAUACUCACCUGGGGGCUCACGCCUACGUGCUAAGACAAAUGCUACACGUUGUAGCACUGAUAGUAAAAAGAUCGAUCCUAACUCGAGAUAGCACGUAUCUCGACACGUUCACUGCUAACGUUUGUUGCUUGUUCAAGUCUGCGGAGACACUGAAUCUGGGGUUGGAGAUUGCCAGUGCGCUUAUUGCUGAGUUUACAGUGGCUGAUAAGACGUUAUCUAGCUACAUGAGCUACCAACACAACCUGGAUUGCAAGAAAGCUAUCGAGGGAGACGCGCUUUACAAGAUCUUCCUGUCGACAUUAGAAGUUAUAAAUCACAUACAGAGCAGCCCUGUAGCACAGCACAGAAGAGAAUGGAUUAAACUCAUGGCCAUACUUCACUCAAUUCUUAGCUGGGACUUCGGAGUCAUUUUAUCAAAAAGACUGGCUCAAAUGUCCAGUUUGAGUUUGCCAGUGGUAAAUCUGAUGCCAGGUGUACAAUGGGCAGUUCUCAAAGAGGAGAAAGUGUUAGCUCUACUUGUUGAGCUGCACGCUACAUUCUCUACAGACAGGCUGAUUCAGCACACUACACGACACUGUAUCGUACAGUUGGGUACUCUACAGGGCUCCAUCUUCAACGAUCAGAAUGAAAGGGUUACAUUCCUCUCCCGCUACAUUGCUGCUAUAGUCAAGCUAGCUACCGGGGCAUGUUCACAACAAUCUCACGAUGAAGAUCACGGUAUAGCGCUGGCAAUACGACAACUACUGUGGGCUAACACGUGUCAAGAUCUGGACAACGUGCACGCGGGCUUGUUCAGGGAGUUCCUGGGUGUUGUAGCGGAACUGUCAGUCAAGGUCAUCCUCAACUCUGCUAAAGAAGACGCGGACGAGGGCGGAACCCAGGAUGUAGUGGACGUUAUCCUAGAUAUCUGGUACACACUGCUCCAAAUGAUGGACACCCUGCCACGUAGCCCUCUGGACCAGUGUAUGUUGAGAGUGGUGGAAUGUUAUGUUAAGUGCCAUCUUGCUCCCCCAACCGGCAUCAGGAACGAUAUUCAGGAAAUGGACGAGAUAGAUGUAGAUACAGAGGAGGAUGACCGGGUAAAGUUCAGGGACCAGCUGGAGAUUGUGGGGAGCCUUGCACGUGUCAACCUGGAAACGGCCCUGCCACACUACACUGCGCUCCUUUUGGAACGUGCACGUGUCAUCCGCAAACUCGUCGAGAAUCAGGAGGAAUGCACUGCAUUGUAUGAAGAUAUCCACUGGAUAGUGUUACUGAUAGGAUACACACUAGCAGACGCCCCCACAGAUAGCGAUCUCACUAUUCCCGCCACUAUCCUAGACUUUCUCGCUAAACAAGAUGUUCCUCUCAAUGUUGAGUCAACCCAAGCUUACAUACAAACGCGGUUAGGACAGUGUGCCGAUCUGCCCACACAAAACCACGUGAUAGCACCUAUAUUCGCUCUACUGGAGCUCUCAUCUUUAUAUCAGGAUAUUCUCAGUAAAGGGGGGUCUCACAACUUAUCACCACAGGUGUUUAGCAGUCUGAUGUGGUCCCUGACCCGGAUCAUGUCCAGUUAUCACAUGCCUAAUGAGCGGGACUACCAGUUCAUUCCUACUUCAGUGGUCACUACUUUCGGGGUGGACUCCUCUAUUGGUGGGUGGUUGGUAGGGUUCCUAGUGGAGAAGAUAAUAUCAGGACUGGUCUACUACUCCGGAGAACAGAGCACUGUUGAAGACUGCAUGUCUCUGCUCCAAUCCUGCUCUAAAAACUCAAGAAUAUCGUUGGUACUGAUGAAGGAUGAUAAUUUCCAGAAGCUAGUUGGUCGGUACACGACGGGAGUGUUAGUUCUACCCUCCUCUAAAGCUAACAGGAUGUUCUCAGCCGCUCUAACUAUCAUCAUGUCUCACCUUCCCUCCGGGGAACAUCAACAGUUCAUGGACAGGGUAUUUGGCCCAAUCAGGGAUAGCACGGUGAAAAUAUUGUUCAGCACCGAAAUAGCGGAGGUUCCUGGCUCCCCCGUUUUGACCCAGCAAGUGCUCACAGCUCUGGAUACGUUCCACGGUAUUGCUGCUGGCAUAGUCAACAAGAUUGUUGACGUUGUGUUCAACACUGUUAUUCCCAUCUUGGAGGGGUCCAUUAACCUCAUGAAGAUAUCUCAACACAUCCAGCCUAUUACCCGGUCUAUUCUCGAACUUUUCUGUGCUAUUGCAGAUAGCGGCAUUUUACAAAUAGAUAAAACACAGACUCAUCGACUAUACGAUACCUGCUACAAGGUUCUCAAAUGUUACUCUGAUUCUGCUGCUUCACGACAGUCCCUGACAAUAGGUGUUGAAGAUGACCGGUACGAUAACAUCCUGCUCUGUCUGGAGCUACUCUCCCAUCUCUGUUCCAAGGACUUCUUCAACUUCGACGAGCCUGACAGCUAUGAUGAGACUUCUAGUAGACUUGUUUUGGUUGGACUUGAUAUUAUCGUGCCUCACAUUGAUGUCGAGCUGUUAAAGUUCCCGAAGUUAUCAAACGAGUUUUUCAAGCUGAUAACUUUUAUAUGUGAGGUGUACCCAGAGAAAGUAGUGAGUCUCCCCGAGAGUGUUGUGGAUCAGAUCGUCUUGAUGCUCAAAGUCGGACUUAACAAUUACAAUGACGAUAUUACUUUCUACAUUUUCAACGCUGUGUCCGCUCUAUCUGUUAACUCAGCUAACAAUCCCCCAUUCCAGAAGAAAAUCGGUCAGAUUAUAAAGCACACGUUAUUGUUGAUAUCCGGACAGGAGUUAUCAGCAGAGUUGUAUGACACCGCCGCUGAUAUGGUAUUCUCUUUCAUCUGCAAGUGCAGGGGAGAGUACCUGACCGUUGUGAACGAAAUAGUGGUCCAACAAGAGGACCCUGCAUCUCAGGAAUGUCUGAGAACAGCCUUCUCAGCCCUGAUCCCCGCCACCCCCUCCACUACCCUGACCCGCAGAGAUAAGGGCAAGUUCUCUAAGAUAUUUGAGAACUUUGCUGUUAACGUUUAUGGGAUAUGUAGAUGAUACUAGGGAAUUUACCUUUUUUGGCGGGUCGUUCGUAAUGUAUUUAAUAGCUAUGUUGCGAGUUAACGGUCAGUAUUUUGCGAUAUUGCUGUUUGAGGAGGCAAUGAAGCAGCUUCUUACUCAUGGUAAGCACUUACUAUUAGCACUGGCGAUUUGGUAAUGUUGAACCUCAGAGUAUCCCACCAGAAGAGGUAUUCAGGCGAACUGAGUUUCAACCCCCAUUACCCAAUAUUUCCUGCUGAUUGUUUAAAAAAGCCAUUAUAUUACGAACGACCCGACCCUCUACGUGAUAAUAUGGCACGUUUCUUAAUGAUUUAAAAUAUUAAAUAUUACGUUAUAUUGAACCACGGUACUGAUUAGUAGGUGAUGUUACGUUAUUUUGCCCCAUUUUCUCCAAAUAUGAAAACUGCCAGGUAAAUUAUUGUGACUGCUUUCUGCACUGAGUUUUUAUUUGUUAACUUACCUUCUUUAUCUUGUGGAGUUAUGAUGAAGAGCUGAAACGCUCAUUUAAUAACACAGCAACCAGCAAUGGUGCCGAUAUUUAUUUUUAACUGGAUUUUUAGUAAUUUAUUUGAUUUUACCAGGUCAUCAAAACCGACUUGUCGCGAUUAUACCGAAUUACUCGCCUGAGAGGUAAAUUAUGAAAACAUUUUCGCAACACCUCAACCUAUGUCCUGAUAAUUCACCCUUACAUUGCCCCAUUUUACUUACCUUAACUUCAUACCAAGCCAUAAAAUUAGCGACUAAAUGUGCAUUUUGUCCCAGGCAUUGUUGUAAGGUAGGACGCUAAGUAAAAGUUGGCUUACAUGCUGCAAGACCAGUUUAUUGUAAUAUUCUGUAGGUUUAAACUCGAAAACAGUGAUUUAUCCGUUAUAGCCUCUCAGAUUUUGAUGUUUCUUUACCAAAAUAUUUUAUGUUAAAUUUUACAAAAACAUCUUGGCGAGUGAUUUAGUAUUUAUGGACUUGUUGUUUCGUGAAAGAGGUAUUUUUUGGUAGGAAUAAAUUUACACAUGAUAUUUUUUAGACUCGA